Messenger RNA from Blumeria graminis f. sp. triticale, 1257 nucleotides. The record is from the annotation of a GenBank genome assembly. NCBI's taxonomy places the organism in Eukaryota, Fungi, Ascomycota, Leotiomycetes, Helotiales, Erysiphaceae.
AUGUCUUCACCUAUGAUAGGAUGGGCCCCUGCCUUUAUAAAUAUGUACAGAAAUCUAAAGAUCAGCAAUUUCUCUACAAAACCAAACACUUUACCAUCAGUGCCGAUUCACGAAACAGAGAUAGGCUCUGAGAAAAGAAUAAGAACUCUCAGGCAUCUAAUUCGAGCCAACCAUAUAAAUCAUGCACUGUUUUUUAAUGAACUUAAAUACCACAAUCAUAUGUCCCACAUCCUCGGCUCAUCUUACAUUUUAGGCGCAGGCGUUAAUCAAUUACAGAAAAUUUAUGACGAGGAAGCAAAAUUACUAGUACCUUGGGAGGAAUCCCCAUGUGAAAUCACUACAACAGAUUGGCGCGAAUUUCUAGGCGAUAAGAGAUAUCAAAGAGCAUUUAUUGAUUUUUAUGAAGACGAGCUAGCUCUAAAAUUUGACUAUGACUGGAAAAACCUUGUCGAUGAGUAUAUGUUUUGUGAAAAAAAGCCUUUGAUUAACGGGGUGAUCGCAGGCCUCGGGCACUCUCUCAUACAUCUUGGAUAUGCCUAUGAGCUCUCCUGUAAAGAGCUUGCCAUAGAAGCCCUUGCAGAAGCAAGCGUCUCAUACGACUUUCUCCAUAAAUAUAUAGAUGACCCUUCAUAUACGAAACCAUCAACCAACAGCAGCAAAUGCCUCCUUAAACUAUUAAAUAAUAUUCGCCAAGAUAAUCGCCUUGAUGAUCUAAUUAAUACUAGUGGCUUCUCCAAUUUUGAUAUCCUCUUCACUAAAUGUGAAGAUAUCAUAUUAGAGCACUGGAACUCUUGGUCUAUAGAAAAUGUUGUGGAGCAGCUACAGAGCUCUCAAGAUAUUGCAAUCGCUUUACUAAUGCAAACGCUCCAUCCUGGCGUACACACAUAUGAUUUCUACAUAGCACAUGUACUCACCACUACACACGCUAUAAGAGUUCUGCUUCCUCUAAUUCCUGAAAGUUUCCAUGUAAAUCUCUUAAGACAGUGGUGGCUGAUGACAAUAUCUGUAUAUAUAAUGCAAUUACGGCGUGAAAUAAACGCAAGUACAGAAAUUCCAACUAUUGAAAAGAGUUGGUCACAUGUGGAACAAAAAGCGCUGACUGGAGUUUGGUCAACGGAUGCACACUAUGUCAAAACUAUAAGAGCAAUAAAGGAGGCCGCGACAACUUGGGGGGACCCAAAUCAAAAUUACCUUGCUGCAGCAAUAAAAUUCGCCGAUGAUUUCGAAGGAUGGAGAUUUGGUGGAGAAGGAGAAUAA